UUCUCAUUUCCCUCAGCUCUUUUCCAAAAACUUUCAAAAAAAGUCGUAAUUUCGUGAUUUUUUUGAAAAAUAAACAAUCCUGUGUGUGCAGAAAAAUAAAAAUCCAAACUCGAAUGCUGUAUUUUUUUGCUCCACUCAAUUUUUUUUCCUGCUUAUGCACAAAACAAAAUGAAUAUGACUCGCAACCAGACUCUCCUCUUCUUUGAGAAACUCCCAAACUCCACAACCCAUUAACAUUUCGCAUUUUCUUUGCCCUUCUUUUAUUAUCAAAGAUUCAAUUUUUAUAGCAUUGGAGACUUAUUAUUCUGCUAGGUGUGUGCGCGAGAAAUGAGAAAUUGCCCGAGGUUCUGAAGUGGGAUAUUGAACUUCUGGGAAAAAAGCUUUCUACUUUUUGCUAGUGAUGAUGUCGCUGACAUGUAGUAAUCUUGAGUUUGGUAGAACAAGAUGGGAUUUUGCGGCGUGCGGCUGCUCUUCCAAUGCCUCUACCAAUCGUGUAACCGCGAGAAAUUGCGGAAAGGGGGUGCUCCAGAAUGUGAAUAGGCGUGGCGGAGCUCGCAGAUUGAGGUGUUGCCGGCGCGACGCCGGCCGCUGCCGCGUCUUCUCCACGAAGACUCCAGAAGCUUUUCUCAAUGGGGUUGCUGCUGGGCCUCCUCCAGUUCUGGACUUGGCUGAAGAGGAAAAGGGCCUUCCUUCUAUGUCCAAUAUGUUUGAAGUGGUUGCUGAAGAUUUACUAACAUUGAAUAAGAAUCUGCAGUCGAUUGUUGGUUCAGAAAACCCUGUUUUGAUGUCUGCUGCUGAGCAAAUCUUCGAAGCUGGUGGGAAAAGGAUGCGACCAGCUUUAGUUUUUCUGGUUUCACGAGCCACUGCAGAAAUUGCUGGUUUGAAAGAUCUCACCAAAGAACAUAGAAGGUUGGCUGAGAUCAUUGAGAUGAUCCACACUGCAAGUCUGAUUCAUGAUGAUGUAAUAGAUGAAAGCGACAUGCGGAGAGGAAAGGAAACCGUCCACCAAUUAUACGGCACAAGAGUGGCUGUUCUUGCUGGGGAUUUCAUGUUUGCUCAAUCAUCGUGGUACCUGGCAAAUCUGGAAAAUCUUGAAGUUAUCAAGCUUAUAAGCCAGGUGCGUGAUACCUUCGCUCCUGACCUCUUGCCGAUCAUAAAUAAAGUGGACAGUAAGGAAUAUAAACCUUUUUUUUUUGUUAAGAGCAAAUUACUGAGUGCAUUGGUGUUGCAGGUGAUUAAAGAUUUUGCUAGCGGUGAAAUAAAACAGGCAUCAAGUUUGUUCGACUGUGAUGUUCACCUUGACGAAUAUCUAAUCAAGAGCUACUACAAAACAGCCUCCUUGAUUGCUGCUAGCACCAAGGGAUCGGCCAUUUUCAGUGGGGUCGACAAUGGCAUCAGUGAGAAGAUGUAUCAGUACGGUAAGAAUUUGGGCCUCUCAUUCCAAGUUGUUGAUGACAUAUUGGAUUUCACUCAGUCAGCAGAGCAGCUGGGAAAACCGGCUGGGAGCGACCUAGCAAAGGGAAACCUAACUGCUCCGGUCAUAUUUGCACUUGAGAAAGAGUCAAAACUGAGGGAUAUCAUUGACACGGAAUUCUGUGAGACGGGUUCUCUUGAGGAGGCCAUUGAGAUUGUCAAGAACAGCGGGGGGAUUGAUAGGGCUCGAGAGCUGGCAAGAGGAAUGGCUGAUCUAGCCAUUGAGAAUCUUCACUGCUUGCCUCCGAGUCCCUUUAGGCUAUCGCUGGAACAGUUGGUGAACUAUAAUUUGGAACGGAUAAAAUGAAGACGUGUGUGUUCUUCAGGCAUGCAGCAGCAUGCCGUAUACUUGAUUCUUGAUCGACACAGAAUGUGGUUCUGCAUGAAAGCAGCCAUCAGAAAGCAGGUUUCUGUUGUAUAUUUAUAGGUAAUCUUGAACAAUAUUGGUGUAGCUAUUGUUGCAAUUAUAUCAUUAUUGUGGUCAUUUUCGGACAAUGGCCGAUAGGAGAGUAUCAACUUUGAUUCUUGAUGUAUACAUUUGUUCUUCAUCAAAUGGGUAACUAAUAAUAAUAAUAUUAAGUA
Molecule: messenger RNA, 2055 nt
Organism: Salvia miltiorrhiza (redroot sage)
Lineage: Eukaryota; Viridiplantae; Streptophyta; Magnoliopsida; Lamiales; Lamiaceae
Product: solanesyl diphosphate synthase 2, chloroplastic-like
Exons: 5
Coding region: 401-1780 (459 amino acids)
Biological process (GO): isoprenoid biosynthetic process; plastoquinone biosynthetic process
Cellular component (GO): chloroplast
Molecular function (GO): prenyltransferase activity
Source: RefSeq, a predicted model, not a curated record